Molecule: messenger RNA, 361 nt
Organism: Drosophila mauritiana
Lineage: Eukaryota; Metazoa; Arthropoda; Insecta; Diptera; Drosophilidae
Product: osteocalcin 2
Exons: 1
Coding region: 11-361 (116 amino acids)
Source: RefSeq, a predicted model, not a curated record
CUGACUCAAUAUGAAGCUCCACUGGCUGCUAUUCGCAGUCGUACUGAUCUGUGCCCUGUACAGCACUUCGGGCACGGGCAGUUCCACGGAAACCAACACCAGCACCGAGUCCACCACCGUGGCGGGCAGUAGCACUUCGACCGCCUCGUCCUCCUCCUCCACCUCGGACACCACCGAGGCCAGCAGCAGCAGCAGCGAUUCGUCCACCAGUUCCAGCAGCUCGUCCUCCAGCUCCAGCAGCUCCUCCAAGAAGAAGGCUGCCGCCAGGAGGAAGAAAGCCGCUCGCAGGAGGCGUCGUGCCGCACGCAGGAGGCGUCGCGCCGCCCGCAGGCGCGCCCAGCGCAGGCGCAACAGGGGUUAG